CCAUGCGACCACCACAUAACCUCAAAACACUAAAAGCACGACGGAGAAGAGGUGCUUCUUUCGCAUUUUCCGCAUUUUCUUAGUGGAUUUGAGGGAGUUCUGGACAGAAAAGUGAUGAUGAUGAAGCGGAAACAACUGAAGCAGCUGCUGGUGGCUGAGAAUGCCUUUGUGAGCGAUUUGCUGCUGCUCUGCGAUGUGCCAGAUCCAGAGAAUGAAGAUGACGAUGUUCUUGAAGACACUGGGGGUUCCAGGAGUGCCAAACGUAUGAAAUUGAUGCUGAAAAAGACCCCCGCGGAAUUGAAAGCAGCAGCAGAUGCGAGAGCUUCCCGGACAGAAAGUGCCAUGAAGAACCGGAAAACUAAAAAUCCGAACCAGAAGAGGGAUAGAAAGUUGAAAAACAAGAAUAAGAAGAGCAAAAUACCCCAAGCAAUUUCUGUGAAAGUCGCCGUGAAGAAGGAAGCGAUAAUUAAGCAAGAGAACGCGAAUGAGAAGCCGAAAUUCAAUCAGGGAGAGAAGAUAAUCUUCAACAGGGUGGAAUUUGACCAGACGAAGAAGUCUAAGGGCGGAAUUCGCAAUCCGGAGAAGGCUCUGGAGAAGCUGAACGAGACAAAGGCCAAGAUCAGACACAUGAUGGAGUCUGGAGAGACUGACAAGGCACUGACGGCGAAGAGUGACUUGGCGUGGAGGAAAGCGUUCGACAGGAACGAAGGCAAGAAGGUGAAGGACAACAAGUUCGCCCUCAAAAAGUCCAUGGAUCGCAAGGAGGCGCAGAAGAAGAAGUCGGCAAAGAUGUGGCAGGAGAGGAAGAAGAAAGUGCAGGAGAAUAUUGAGGCCAGAGCUAAGAAAGUGGAGGAGAACAAAAAGAAAAAGUCUCAGGAUAAGCUAAAGAAGAAGGUGAAGAGACUGCAGAAGAAGGGGAAAAUUGUUAAUGUGUAGCUUUUCCAGGAGGGGCGAGAUGAAAAAAAU
This is a messenger RNA of Phlebotomus argentipes, 966 nucleotides long. It is a transcript of the gene Surf6, whose product is annotated as surfeit locus protein 6 homolog. Gene Ontology annotation, molecular function: DNA binding; RNA binding. The coding region runs from base 115 to 936 and encodes 273 amino acids. Gene Ontology annotation, biological process: ribosomal large subunit biogenesis; ribosomal small subunit biogenesis. The transcript is spliced from 2 exons. Gene Ontology annotation, cellular component: nucleolus. Lineage: Eukaryota; Metazoa; Arthropoda; Insecta; Diptera; Psychodidae. The record is from RefSeq and is a predicted model, not a curated record.